GCUUGCGAGCUACACAUCCGGGCCACUGUUACUAGCGAGGGGAAGAUGGCGGCCGCAACUGUGGUGGUUCCCGCAGAGUGGAUAAAGAACUGGGAAAAAUCAGGGAGAGGCGACUUUUUGCAUUUAUGCCGGAUUCUCAGUGAAAAUAAAAGCCAUGACAGUUCAACCUACAGAGAUUUUCAACAAGCUCUCUAUGAGUUGUCAUACCAUGUCAUUAAAGGAAAUUUAAAGCACGAGCAGGCAUCUAGUGUUCUUAAUGACAUUAGCGAAUUUCGUGAGGAUAUGCCUUCUAUUCUUGCUGAUGUAUUCUGCAUAUUAGAUAUCGAGACAAAUUGUUUAGAAGAAAAAAGCAAGAGAGACUAUUUUACACAAUUGGUAUUAGCAUGUUUGUAUUUAGUUUCAGACACAGUUCUGAAGGAACGCUUGGAUCCAGAAACUUUGGAAUCAUUAGGGCUUAUCAAACAGUCACAGCAGUUCAACCAAAAGUCAGUUAAAAUCAAGACAAAACUCUUUUAUAAGCAGCAAAAAUUCAAUUUAUUAAGAGAAGAAAAUGAAGGUUAUGCCAAGCUGAUUGCUGAACUGGGACAAGAUUUAUCUGGAAAUAUUACUAGUGAUUUAAUAUUAGAAAAUAUCAAAUCAUUAAUAGGAUGCUUUAAUCUGGAUCCCAAUAGAGUUUUGGACGUUAUUUUAGAAGUGUUUGAAUGCAGGCCAGAACAUGAUGACUUCUUUAUAUCUUUAUUAGAAUCUUACAUGAGUAUGUGUGAACCGCAAACACUGUGUCAUAUUCUUGGGUUCAAAUUCAAGUUUUACCAGGAACCAAGUGGUGAGACGCCCUCAUCUUUGUACAGAGUUGCAGCUGUCCUUCUGCAAUUUAAUCUCAUUGAUCUAGAUGAUCUUUAUGUGCACCUCCUUCCAGCUGAUAAUUGCAUUAUGGAUGAAUACAAACGAGAAAUUGUAGAAGCUAAACAAAUUGUAAGAAAACUCACAAUGGUUGUAUUGUCUUCUGAAAAACUUGAUGAACGGGACAAAGAAAAGGACAAAGAUGAUGAGAAAGUAGAGAAGCCACCUGAUAACCAGAAGCUUGGUUUGUUGGAAGCCUUGUUAAAGAUCGGUGAUUGGCAGCAUGCGCAGAACAUUAUGGAUCAGAUGCCUCCAUACUAUGCAGCAUCACAUAAACUAAUAGCUCUUGCUAUUUGCAAGCUCAUUCACAUAACUGUUGAGCCUCUCUACCGAAGAGUUGGUGUUCCUAAAGGUGCUAAAGGCUCACCCGUUAGUGCUUUGCAAAACAAGAGGGCACCGAAGCAAGUAGAGAGCUUUGAAGAUUUGAGGAGGGAUGUAUUCAAUAUGUUCUGUUACCUUGGCCCUCACCUUUCUCACGAUCCCAUUUUAUUUGCAAAAGUCGUGCGCAUAGGCAAGUCAUUUAUGAAGGAGUUUCAGUCUGAUGGAAGCAAACAAGAAGAUAAAGAGAAAACGGAAGUUAUCCUUAGCUGUUUGCUUAGCAUUACUGACCAGGUAUUGCUUCCAUCUCUUUCUUUGAUGGACUGCAAUGCUUGCAUGUCGGAGGAACUAUGGGGAAUGUUUAAGACAUUUCCUUAUCAGCAUAGAUAUCGUCUAUAUGGCCAGUGGAAGAAUGAAACUUAUAACGGUCACCCACUUUUAGUAAAAGUUAAAGCUCAAACAAUAGACAGAGCCAAGUAUAUCAUGAAGCGUCUAACCAAGGAAAAUGUGAAGCCUUCAGGAAGACAGAUUGGCAAGCUGAGCCACAGCAAUCCAACCAUUUUGUUUGAUUAUAUCUUGUCCCAAAUACAGAAAUAUGAUAACUUAAUAACGCCUGUAGUAGAUUCAUUGAAAUACCUCACUUCAUUGAAUUAUGACGUUUUGGCCUAUUGUAUCAUUGAAGCUUUAGCUAAUCCUGAAAAGGAGAGAAUGAAACAUGAUGACACAACCAUCUCAAGCUGGCUUCAGAGUCUGGCUAGUUUCUGUGGUGCAGUAUUCCGUAAAUAUCCGAUUGAUCUUGCUGGUCUUCUUCAGUAUGUAGCCAAUCAAUUAAAGGCAGGCAAAAGUUUUGACCUACUAAUAUUGAAAGAAGUGGUACAAAAAAUGGCAGGAAUUGAAAUUACAGAGGAAAUGACAAUGGAGCAAUUAGAAGCUAUGACUGGUGGGGAGCAGCUGAAGGCUGAGGGUGGUUAUUUUGGCCAGAUCAGAAACACUAAAAAGUCUUCUCAGAGAUUAAAGGAUGCACUACUGGACCAUGAUCUUGCUCUUCCUCUCUGUUUGCUUAUGGCUCAGCAGAGGAAUGGGGUAAUUUUUCAGGAGGGUGGAGAGAAACACUUGAAACUUGUGGGGAAGCUCUAUGACCAGUGUCAUGAUACCCUAGUACAGUUUGGUGGGUUUUUAGCAUCCAAUCUAAGUACCGAAGACUAUAUAAAGCGAGUGCCUUCAAUCGACGUGCUCUGUAAUGAGUUUCACACACCUCAUGAUGCAGCAUUUUUUCUGUCUAGGCCCAUGUAUGCACACCAUAUUUCAUCAAAAUAUGAUGAACUUAAAAAAUCAGAAAAGGGAAGUAAACAGCAACAUAAAGUCCACAAAUAUAUUACAUCAUGUGAGAUGGUGAUGGCUCCUGUCCAUGAAGCAGUGGUCUCUUUACAUGUUUCCAAAGUCUGGGAUGAUAUCAGCCCCCAGUUCUAUGCUACAUUUUGGUCUCUGACAAUGUAUGACCUUGCAGUUCCCCAUACCAGCUACGAAAGAGAAGUCAAUAAACUUAAAGUCCAGAUGAAAGCGAUUGAUGACAAUCAAGAAAUGCCUCCAAAUAAAAAGAAAAAAGAAAAGGAGCGUUGCACAGCCCUUCAGGACAAGCUUCUAGAAGAAGAAAAGAAACAGAUGGAACAUGUUCAGAGAGUUCUUCAGAGACUGAAACUGGAAAAGGACAACUGGCUUUUAGCAAAGUCUACCAAAAAUGAGACCAUCACAAAAUUUCUACAGCUAUGUAUAUUUCCUCGAUGCAUUUUUUCAGCAAUUGAUGCUGUUUACUGUGCUCGUUUUGUUGAGUUGGUACAUCAACAGAAAACUCCAAAUUUUUCCACACUUCUUUGCUAUGAUCGAGUUUUUUCUGACAUAAUUUACACAGUUGCAAGCUGUACUGAAAAUGAAGCUAGUCGAUAUGGGAGAUUUCUCUGCUGUAUGUUAGAGACUGUGACCAGGUGGCAUAGCGAUAGAGCCACAUAUGAAAAGGAAUGUGGAAACUAUCCAGGAUUCCUUACCAUAUUACGGGCAACUGGAUUUGAUGGUGGAAAUAAAGCUGAUCAAUUAGAUUAUGAGAAUUUUCGACAUGUUGUACAUAAGUGGCAUUACAAACUAACCAAGGCAUCAGUACACUGCCUUGAGACAGGCGAAUAUACUCACAUCAGGAAUAUAUUGAUUGUGCUAACAAAAAUACUUCCUUGGUACCCAAAAGUUUUGAAUCUGGGUCAGGCUUUGGAAAGAAGAGUGAAUAAAAUAUGCCAAGAGGAAAAAGAGAAGAGGCCAGAUCUAUAUGCAUUGGCUAUGGGCUACUCGGGGCAGUUGAAAAGUAAAAAGUCACACAUGAUACCUGAAAAUGAAUUUCAUCACAAAGAUCCUCCUCCAAGGAAUGCUGUUGCCAGUGUACAAAAUGGGCCUGGUGGUGGGACUUCUUCAUCAUCCAUAGGAAGUGCAUCUAAAUCGGAUGAAAGUGGCACGGAGGAGACUGAUAAAUCAAGGGAGAGAUCUCAGUGUGGUAUGAAAGCUGUUAAUAAGGCUUCUAGUACAACACCAAAAGGGAAUUCAAGCAAUGGAAAUAGUGGCUCUAACAGCAACAAAGCUGUUAAGGAAAAUGAUAAAGAAAAAGUAAAAGAGAAAGAAAAAGAGAAAAAAGAAAAGACUCCAGCUACAACUCCAGAGGCCAGGGUACUUGGAAAAGAUAGUAAAGAAAAACCAAAGGAAGAUCGUCAAAAUAAAGAUGAAAAAGCAAGAGAGACAAAGGAAAGAACACCUAAAUCCGACAAAGAGAAAGAAAAAUUCAAGAAGGAAGAAAAAGCUAAAGAUGAGAAAUUCAAAACCACUGUUCCCAGUGUAGAGUCAAAAUCAACUCAAGAAAGGGAAAGAGAGAAGGAGCCAUCCAGAGAAAGAGAUGUAGCAAAGGAAAUGAAGUCAAAGGAAAAUGUUAAAGGAGGAGAAAAAACACCAGUUUCAGGGUCCUUGAAGUCACCUGUUCCCCGAUCAGAUAUCUCCGAGACUGAAAGGGAACAAAAACGCCGCAAAAUCGAUACUCAUCCUUCUCCAUCACAUUCCUCCACAGUAAAGGUUACAGACAUACUUCCCAAAGUUCCUCUGGGUUCUGAGAACUAUGCCAGCUCACCUGUCAUCUCCAUUCAUUUUCUACAGGACAGUCUCAUCGAUCUCAAGGACUCUUCAGCAAAGCUCUACAUUAAUCAUACUCCUCCACCACUGUCCAAGAGUAAGGAGAGAGAGAUGGACAAGAAAGAUUUGGACAAGUCAAGGGAAAGAUCCAGAGAAAGAGAGAAAAAAGAUGAAAAGGACAGGAAAGAGCGGAAAAGGGAUCACUCAAACAAUGACCGGGAAGUGCCACAGGACAUAACAAAGAGGCGGAAAGAGGAAAAUGGAACAAUGGGGGUUUCAAAACACAAAAGUGAGAGUCCAUGUGAGUCUCAAUAUCCAAAUGAGAAAGACAAAGAGAAAAAUAAGUCAAAAUCUUCAGGCAAAGAAAAAGGCAGUAGUGAUUCAUUUAAAUCUGAGAAGAUGGAUAAAAUCUCCUCUGGUGGCAAAAAGGAAUCCAGGCAUGAUAAAGAAAAGAUAGAAAAGAAAGAAAAACGGGAUAGUUCAGGAGGAAAGGAAGAGAAGAAACAUCAUAAGUCCUCUGACAAGCACAGAUAAUGAACACUUCCAACCAAGGGUGUGGACAGACCCCUAAGCUGAACGUCUCCCCGAGGAGGAUGCCAAAGCUCCAUGAGUCACUCUCAGAAUGAUAUUUCACAUAAUUAAGAGCUUCUGGUGCUGUCCAUUUAAUGGGAAUCUGCUUUAAGUCAGAAGAUGCAUACAUACCACCAUCCUUUUGACAAGACAUUCCAAAGUCAAUGAUUUUCAGAACAUUAUUUUCACCUGCAGGCAAUUUCUUGGAGCAAGGUCCCUGUGCAUACAAUUUUUACUUGAGAUAUGCCAUCCAGAAGCAGCAUCUAAUGAAAAAUUCACUAACUGACUUUUAGUUCAUCCUUCUUUCUCAGAAAGGAGAGGAAAUUGCCUCCUGGAACCAAUUCCUUAAUGAUGUAGAUAGAUUGCCUUUGUGUGUGAACUCUGUAAGUGUGAAAACAUUGGGAUGAUUUUGUUGCUUGGAGGGUUUUGGCUUCUUGUAAAAAAUUUUAAAUUUAAUUCCAGUUCCUGGGAAAGAUCUUUAUGUGUUUUAACAGCAACAGCAUUUUUAUCUUUUAAUGUACCUUUAAAUUUGUCAUCUAAGUUUCCUUGUCCUUAAGGAAUUCUCAUAGGGUGACAUCAUGAUUGAGGCCCCAUUUCUUAUUCCGCGUAUGGUCAUAUGGAUAUCAUGAUGUUCAUUUUUUUUAUUGGAACAUUACACAGAAAUCAUUGUGAUCAAGAACUCAUUUCUUAUUCUCACAAGUAUGGUCAUGUGAAUAUCAUGAUGUUCUUUAUUAGAACAUUAUUUAUUUUCAAUCUAAAAGCCUGAGAUGCAGUCACCAUUUUAAAGUGGACAGGUCAGUGGUCCUUAGUAUAUUCACUAUGUGGUGCAGUCAUCACCAUAGUCUAAUUGCAGAACAUGCAGGUUAGCAGUCAUUCUUAACUCUCCUCUUUCUUCAGCCACUGGAAGCUACUGACACAUUUCUGCCUGUGAAUUUGCCUGUUUGGGGACAUUUCAUAUAAAUGGAAUCGUGCAAUAUCAUGUCCUUGGGGGCCAGGAUUCUUUCAACUACCAUCAUAUAUAUUAUCAGGAUUUAUCCAUGGUGUAGCAUGUGUCAAUAAUCCAUUCCUUUUUAUGGUUAAAUAUUCCACAGAAUGAAUGUGUAUUUAUGUUUUGUUUACCCAUUUAUUAUUUGAUGGGCAGGAACAAUUGUUUUUCAAGUAUUAAAAUUGUGAGUUCAACAUCAGUGUAUCCAAAAUUAUAAUUGAUGAUGUCAAGAUUAUACAUGGUAUGCGCAGAAUGCUGUGUAGAAAUGAUGUGUAAAUUAUUUGUUGGCAUUUCAUACAAUUUUGGUUAUUUUCUAAGGCCCCUUCUAGCUAUGAUUUUAGGAACUAUGUGAAUGUAGUAUUUUCAUUAAUAAAGUUUAAUGCAUUAAGCAUUAAUUUAAAAAUUGAGAACAACAUUAGGCAGAUAUAAAACUAUUUGCCACAUACUGUAAUCAUGUUUUGAAUUUAUUUCAUUAUACAGUAUUUGAAAAUGUCUACAUAAAGGAAAGGAAAUGAGUAUAAUUGAGUCAAUAUAUUUUUAAAGCAAUUUUUAUAAUUUAGCAGACAUUGCAUCUUAAUAUAAUUCACUAUUAAAAUGUGUCCUUGUGAAAAAAAUUGAUGUCAUUUUCCUCUCUCUGUUUCUAUUGGUUGAUAUGUAAAAAAUAGGUUCCUUUCCUUUGCUAAAUGUUCUGUUUAUUUUUGAUACAUUAUUUCUUGCGCCUGAAGAAUGUACCUGUUACUCUUUACUCUUUUUCUCUGAAAUCCCGCAAUCCUUCUGCCCUCUCAAAUACAGAAAAUAUUUCAAUGUUUCUUAAAAGUCAUAGUAUCUUAAUGAUUUCUAAGAAUGGACAAAGACACAGAAAUAUUUCAUCAUUUUCUGAGAACUUCAUCCAGGCCUUUGUUAUUGACAGAAUUCAAUGAACUUUCUUCCUAAGUGGUUUUUUCACUUUCCUCCUUUUUCACCCCUCCUUCCUCUCUGUCCUAUCCUUUCCUUCUCUUGGCCUUCCUCCCUACUUUUUCCCUCAGUCUCUCCUUCUUGUCUAUCAAUAUAACCAAUUUGUUUUUUUCAGGUGGAAAGAAUGAAUUGAAAUCAUACAGCUGUGACCAGAAUCUUAUUUUCCUGAGUAGAUUUCUGAGAAUUGUGAAUGAAGCGGGCCCAUUUUCAGUUAUCUGCUUUAUUGCUCCAUGCAGAACACCUAAAAUUGUUGUGUUAUAUGUUAUAUUGUACUUUAACUUGUUGCUUAAUUUCUACAUGUUUAUUUUCAGUAAUGGCUGAAAGUGUUGAUUAUUCCAUAUUUUAGCACAAUGUGCUGCAUAUAUUUCCCAAUAAGCAAACAAGGUUACAUGUGUACAGAAGUUCACUUUUGAUGAAAUAUUGCCUGGGUUUUGGUCCCGCCUCCCAUUUGAAAUGCUUUCUUUUUAAUGUUUGAAACUGAAAAUAAACAGUUACUGAAUGAUUUUGAAUUUACCUCAUUUUAGAACUCAGUUUUAAUUUAUUUGGCCUGUUUUUAAUAUUAGUCACUAAAAAUAAAGUGGAGCACUGUCUUAUGCAACGCCUAAGAAUCGUUUUAUAUAGUAUGUGUACAACAUUAAAACCUGUUCUACAAAGAAAAACAUACCAGCGUUCACUUGCCCCUUGCCAUUUUUUCUUGUAAUUGGGAAAUUUCCCUGGGGGGGGGGGGAUAAAAAAUUAAUUGUGUUUUAAUUUUACAGCUACCGGAGCUUUGUAUUGCUAAACUUACAUCUGGAAAAGUUUCACAUGACAUUUUUAAGAGAAUUUUUUAUCUACUGAAUUCUACCAGUGUAACCAUUUUUUCUAAAUAAACAAUAGUUUUCUCAAAUGACUAUA
Messenger RNA from Acomys russatus (golden spiny mouse), 7780 nucleotides. It is a transcript of the gene Thoc2, whose product is annotated as THO complex subunit 2. Gene Ontology annotation, cellular component: THO complex part of transcription export complex. The record is from RefSeq and is a predicted model, not a curated record. Gene Ontology annotation, biological process: mRNA export from nucleus; mRNA processing. The transcript is spliced from 39 exons. The coding region runs from base 46 to 4911 and encodes 1621 amino acids. Gene Ontology annotation, molecular function: mRNA binding. Lineage: Eukaryota; Metazoa; Chordata; Mammalia; Rodentia; Muridae.